Messenger RNA from Astyanax mexicanus (Mexican tetra), 2739 nucleotides. It is a transcript of the gene tmem170a, whose product is annotated as transmembrane protein 170A. NCBI's taxonomy places the organism in Eukaryota, Metazoa, Chordata, Actinopteri, Characiformes, Acestrorhamphidae. Gene Ontology annotation, cellular component: endoplasmic reticulum membrane. The transcript is spliced from 3 exons. Bases 161 to 583 code for a protein of 140 amino acids. The record is from RefSeq and is a predicted model, not a curated record. Gene Ontology annotation, biological process: endoplasmic reticulum tubular network organization.
UGACCGGACGAUGUGACGUCGGGAGUCGGGAGUUUGUGUUGUGGAGGAGUCGCCGCUGCUUCACCAUCUGCGCUAGAAGCGGCGCGGACCGAUUUUCUAAUGGUGUUACUCGGACUCUCGAGUUACUCUGCACGUGGCCGCCGUGUUCAGUGUCUGAGAGAUGCAGGACGACUCUAACAUACCCGACAUCGGAUUUGUGCAGCAGAUCCUGAGCCUGAAUUUGGUCCCCCGGAAAAAUGUCACCAACUGCGGGAAUGACACGUCGCUGUGCAAUUUCUCAGAGAUGUGGUAUGGCGUGUUCCUGUGGGCUGUCGUCUCCUCACUGGUGUUCCACCUGCCUGCAGCGCUACUGGCCCUUGCUACUCUCCGCAGACAUAAGGUGGCACGCUUCUUGCCUGUCGCCAUCCUGCUUAUGGGCAUUAUAGGUCCCCUGUUUGGAGGAGUCCUUACUAGUGCAGCAAUAGCAGGGGUGUACAUGGCAGCAGGAAAAACGAUGAUGUCUUUGGAGGCCUUGGUGUUUGGAGUGGGACAAUCUUUCUUUAUUCUGGUCAUCUCCUUCCUCAGAGUGUUGGCCACCCUGUAGCGUCGAGCCCCCGGCCCAAACCAGGCUGCCACCACAAAGGAAGAGAGCCGUGAAAGACUCAGUUCAGUUCCCCUGGACAUCAUAUGCAAAAACAUGGAGGCCUUACUUUCCACACGUGUCGCACAGGUCUUUUUGUUUCGAUAUUUUGUUAUGUUUGUGUUUUUUUCUCUCUCUUUCCUCUCUCUGUCUCUCAAAAUGGCAGGUUGUGGGUGGCAAAGUGGAUGGAUAGCUGAACACCUAUGUUCAUGUGUAUGAUUUAGAGAUGGCCUUUGUACACAGGUGGUUUGUGUACACGUCUUGCACACGUGUGCUUUGUGUAAAGUAGAACAUUCCAGGAGAAAGAUGUAGCGGGCCAAAAGAUCUUCAGCACCGAGGGUCGUGGAACCAUGAUACAGCGCUCAGCAUUGCUGCGUGAGCUUUGUGUAUCAUCGCCAUGAGCUCACGUGAAUCUGAUAAGGAUUAGAAUAAUAAUGGUGGUGGUGAGGAUUAAGAUCAUGAUAAUGAUGGCCUGACAAAUUUUGUACUCCAAAUUCACGUUGUUUGGCACAGAUUAGUCGUAGGCCCAGAUAGGAUUAGCUUGAGCCUGCACUUGUGAUAGAUUUCAGUCUGUACAUACUAAAGCCCAUUCCAGCUCCUCCUCAGCUUAUUGUGGAGAAGAAAAAGAUUUUAUAUUUAUAUUUCUAAAGAAACUAAUCUUAUAGGCCAAAAGAUAUAGGCUUUGUUUUUAUUAUUAUAGUUCUGUCUUUCUUUUUCUUUACAUUGCUUUGCUUACAUACUUUCCCAUUGUCGCUUUGUUUACACUACAUUUUCAGUGCAUCCUGGUAAAACGUUAAAGCUAAACGUUAAGUCUUUAAAAAGCACUUGUCUGUUGACUUUUGCAGCAGUUAAAUAGCUUGAGUUAAAUAGAUGUCAUUUUAACAUUCAUAUGUCCUGUUACUUUUGACUUGUUAAUUGUGUUUGUGUUUCAGCAUUUGGCCUUCACUAUGUUAUUUAUUUACAGCACACAAUAAUAUAUUGUUGUUUUGAUAUUAAUAUGCCCAUAAGAUUGCAUAUGAGGCAACCUCAAGUUCUUAAUGCCUACUAUAUGAAUGUGUAUCAGAUUUCAAUGAAAUCCCUAAUAGAAUUUCUUAUACCUUUUACCAAAGAGAUCUUAACGCUAAUGUACGACUAUUGUAAAUUGAAUAUACUGUAAGAUUUAAUCUUGUUCUAAAGAGGUUUCACGCAGCGACCACAAUCAAAUGACUCUACCUAACUCAAGAACCAUUUGUAUUGAUUUAGCUAACUACUUUCCACCUAAAUGUAGUGUAGUUUUUAAAAACAGAGUAAGGCUUCUUCUCUACAGCAAGAAGCAUGUGGAGUGAAUAGCAGUCACUUAAAGCAACUAUGCAGUCACCAAGCUUCAGGAGGAUUCAGUAUUUAUCUGGAGUAUUGCUGAAUAGAUGCUAAAUCAAAUGCAUAAUCUCUCCAUCUUCCCCAGUCCAAGUUCAGUGCAGGCUCAGUGGCUGUUGUGGUCAUCCGAAAUUAAUGCUUCACCCAGGAACUGCUAACGUGGCUCAGUUUGAGUGGAAAUAGGUGGGGACCUGUUAGGAUAAUGCUAACUCCUACUGCCUGGCAUUCUUUCUUUCUUAGAUAUCAAUCAGUUUUGUUUUAAAAAACAACAGGCUUUGAUUUCAGCCGCAUUAUCUCUUUAUUCAAGGCCUCUGAAGGUUUUUUUUUUUUUUCCCUCCAAGCUUCAGUAAUGGUGUGGACUGUUAUUGCUGAAAAAUCUGCUAAUCAUUUCUGAAUGGAGUCCUCAGUCUUUAAGCUGGCUGCAGCUAGAACGUUGGCAGUGCUGUUGUCGUCAGCCGUGGAAAUCAUUGAAAGCAAUGUUUUCCGUAUUCAGGGCCUAUGGUCUUUUACAGUUUCACAAAUGGAUUUAUUUUUCUAAAUUCUCUCCUCCUUCUAUAGAGUGACUGCACGUUGUCUUCUCGGUUUGUCCUUGACUGUCUUUUCAUGGAAAACAGAUUGCAGUAAUUUAACAUGAUGUGAUUUGUUAUUGAUUUUCUUUCUUUCUUUCUUUCUUUUUCGGGGGGGGGGGGGGGGGAGUUUAAUUUUUCAUACUGUACAUUAAGUGCCAAUUGUUAAUAUUUUCAUGUAAUAAAAUGUUUUAGAUGAUA